Drosophila sulfurigaster albostrigata is the source of this 942-nucleotide messenger RNA. RefSeq lists its product as uncharacterized. The record is from RefSeq and is a predicted model, not a curated record. The transcript is spliced from 2 exons. NCBI's taxonomy places the organism in Eukaryota, Metazoa, Arthropoda, Insecta, Diptera, Drosophilidae. Gene Ontology annotation, molecular function: scavenger receptor activity. Gene Ontology annotation, cellular component: cytoplasm; membrane. Bases 29 to 937 code for a protein of 302 amino acids.
AUAGAAGUGAUCUGACUGAACGGGAAUAAUGUUCGAAAAUAGAUUCUGGUUAAAGAUCGCUUCGUUGUUGUCGUUCUGUGCAUUCACCAUUUGUUUGUUUGUGAUCUCUUGUUGCUUUAGUUAUCAGCAUGAAUGGAUUAAAGCGAACACAAAUUUCGAGGAUUCUAUGUUCGCCAUGGACAUGUGGUCGCAUUCACCAUUUGGCAAGCUCAAGAUUUACAUUUUCAAUGUGACGAAUGCAGAGAAUUAUCUCAAUGGCCGCGAUGAGAAAAUACAUCUACAGCAGAUCGGUCCUAUAACAUACGAUAUUAAAAGCUCCAACAAAAUUCUCCAUCGCGUCAAGGACAGUGUGAAAUAUCAAAAGGAGCGCUUUCUGCACAUCGAUUUUAUGCCCUACGAGAGCAUUUCCCCGGACAUUCUCAGCAAGACCAUUAUACAGGCCGACAAAAAGUGUUUUUGCUGGCAAGAUGAGACUUUUCUUUCCAGCAGCGUCUACGAUUUUCUACACAUCACCUUUGGUCCUCUAAAUAAUAUAUUUAAGAAGAAAGAGGAGGAUUUUACAGUCAACAUUGGCCCGAAGCAUGGAAUGGAAAAUUUCUUUCGCAUACUAACUCUCAACGGAGAGCACUCGAUUAAGACGAAAAAUGGGGCAACUUUCAAUGAAGGUUGUCCUAUCAAUGUGCAAGGAGCAUUUGACAAUUCACUCUUUCCACCCUUCAUCACAAAGAACACCUCGCUGAAUAUCUUCGCAAGAGAAUUGUGUCGAGUUAUCCCACUUCAUUAUCAACGGAAGGUGAUGCUAGAAGGUCUUAAAUGUUAUAGGUAUCUGCUCCUGCGGCCCAAUGAGACAGCGCCUGAUUGCUUAUCUGAAACAAAUGGCGUGCGAUUGCCCAAGGGCAUGUUUAAUGUACCGAAGUGUUUGUUGGACGGUGAGUGAAAGAU